AUUGUAACUAAUUAAUAUUAAGUGUCUUUAAAUUAUAAGAAUUGUUUCUUAGUUUAAGAACAUUGUCAAUAAUUUUGCCAUGGCCAAAGUAGAUUCUAUCGGUCCGAGUAGUCCGGAUUGUUUAAAUGUUGAUUUUAUGCGAUCUUUGGUGAAACAGUACUCCGAAUUGGGUCAAUGGACUAGUGCAUUCUUCUGGGCGGAUGCCGCGGCCGCAACCAGUAGUGACUCCGCUAGUGGUGACGACAUAUGGCUGCUGGCCAGCACUAUGCUCUCACGGGGUGAGCUGCACCGCGCAGCACACGCUAUCACAUCCAGGGGUCUACACAGACGACAUCUUCUCUGUCUGGGGGUGGCCAUGCGAGCGUAUAUCUCCGCCAAAGAACCUGCUACCGCAUUGUCCAUAUUAGAUGAAUGUGAUGUUGCAUUGCUGGAGCCAAGGAGCCAUGAUCAGACACACAAUAGGGCUCUAGCCAGUGUUCUGGUGUGGAAAGCCCGGGCACUGUCUGCAUUGGAAAGACGAGAAGCAGCAGCGGAAGAGCUGAUGUCGGCGUUACGUGCUGACUGCGCUUGCUAUGAAGCUCUUGAUCUGCUUUUAGAACAACAUGCACUCACUCCUAGACAAGAGACUGAUCUAAUAGAAUCUCUACCAAUCAACAACCAGUUGAGUGGGGCGGAGGGUGCAUUACUCAGAACUGCGUACAGAGACCGUUUGUUGCGAUAUGCACCAGUGAAAGCAACAUCUACAACCACAGACGAGCGAGGUGACUCCACCGAAAGUGCUAACACACCUAGUUCAGUGGAAGUGGUAUUAGCACGGAGUUCAGAGGGCGCUGCCCGCAAGGCCCGACGGCUGGCGGCGGCGGGGCACUGGGCAGAGGCCCUCAAGGCCCUGGACCAGGCGGGGCCCUGGGCCUGCGCUGACGUCAGGGCCGCCUGUCUACUGGAACUGAGAAAGAGUGCGGAACUGUUUGCCUUUGCGCAUGCUUUAGUUGAUGCGUAUCCACAAUCUUGGACCUCGUGGUUUGCUGUUGGUUGUUAUUAUUACCUUAUAGGUAAGAGUGAAUUUGCAAGGCGAUAUCUGAACAAGGCGAAGAGUUUGGAGCCCGGCGCUGGCUGCAUCUGGUUGGCUUAUGGACACAGCUUUGCUGCUGAAAAUGAACAUGAUCAAGCAAUGGCAGCUUAUUUCAAGGCGACGCAACUGAUGGCUGGCUGUCACUUGCCCGCGCUCUACGUCGGGGUUGAAUGUUCACUGCUCAAUAACGUCAGCAUGUGUGAGCGCUUCCUGCUGCGUGCUGCUACACUGCACAGUGACACUGAGGGUGCGGAUGCUGGGGUAGAUGAGAGCAACGUGGAGAACAGUUGCGGAUGGGAGCGUAUCGCUCGCGUGGUGUGUGACCCGUACGUUGCGCACGAGGCGGGCGCGGCGGCGCACGCGGCCGGCGACCACGAGCGCGCCUGCGCACUCUGGCUGCGCGCGCUGCACGCCGCCAGGGACGAGCGCGACCAGUUGCACCCUCGUUGGGCGGCGACAUUAGAUGGUCUGGGUCAUGCGUGUCGCGCGCUUGGUGAAACGCGCGCCGCGUUACGUUGGCAUGAACGCGCGUUAGCUCUGCGUCCUGCGCGUGCAGCAUCACUAGCUGCACGUGGACUAUGUCUCGCGCUCCUGGGCCGGACACGCGCAGCCGCUGAUGUACUACACGCUGCACUCGCACGGGACCCUGAUGAUGUGGUGGCGCUGGCACUCCUCGAUGCUGUUGUGGAUAGACUGGAUGCAGCCCUCACUGAUGAAGAAAUCCCCCAGUUCCCGUUCCCUACGGUGAACCUGUCGCUGGGGGCGCCUCACACCCCUCACACCCCCCACACGGGGGGCGCGCACACCCCCCACACGCCCCACGCUGAUGCCACCAACACGUCCGAUAUGAGCAUGAGCUUCGACUGAACAUAAAUAAAUAAAUACUAGA
Molecule: messenger RNA, 1961 nt
Organism: Papilio machaon (common yellow swallowtail)
Lineage: Eukaryota; Metazoa; Arthropoda; Insecta; Lepidoptera; Papilionidae
Gene: Cdc16
Product: cell division cycle protein 16 homolog
Exons: 11
Coding region: 80-1939 (619 amino acids)
Biological process (GO): cell division
Molecular function (GO): protein binding
Source: RefSeq, a predicted model, not a curated record